Messenger RNA from Penaeus indicus, 5439 nucleotides. Its product is annotated as FAD synthase-like. Gene Ontology annotation, biological process: FAD biosynthetic process. Gene Ontology annotation, molecular function: FMN adenylyltransferase activity. The record is from RefSeq and is a predicted model, not a curated record. Lineage: Eukaryota; Metazoa; Arthropoda; Malacostraca; Decapoda; Penaeidae. The transcript has 12 exons. Bases 149 to 1816 code for a protein of 555 amino acids.
GUCAUAUUGGAUAUCAAUGCAGCAUUGCCAGAUGUGAGAUACAGCUAAUCUUAACAACGAUUUUCUCCAGAAAUAACGCUAUGGGGUUGUAGAAAGCACAGUGGUCCUGGGCAGGGAGCGAGGUGUUGCUUGGGGGAAGGGAAUAGAUAUGAACCUAAUCAGUCAGGUGCUGUGGCAGGGAGGACGGCGGGGAGCUGCCAUCAAGUCUGUCAACCCGGCCAGGCGAACUGUGACGCCAGCAGUAAAUACACUUGGGAGAAGAGGGUGUUGCAGAGCUCCCUUCCCAAGUGUCCUCAGAGGUCUCCAUACUGCCUUCGUCAGGAUGAGCGAGCAGAACGGCUUCCCGGAGGCGUCCUCUGUCCCUACGGCUGGUAUUAUCAUCAUUGGUGAUGAGAUCUUGAAAGGCCAAACUCGGGAUACAAACACCCACUUUUUAUCAAAGAAUCUACAUAGUUAUGGUGUAAAAGUUCAAAGGGUUUCUGUGAUACCAGAUGAUGUUCCAACCAUAGCAAGAGAAGUAGCCAAGUUUUCCAAGGCAUACACAUUUGUCCUAACAUCAGGUGGCAUUGGUCCCACUCAUGAUGACCUUACAUUUGAGGGCGUUGCAGCUGCUUUUGAAGAGAAAGUCCACCCACACCCAUUGUUAGUCAAGCUCAUAAGCGGGUUUUUCAAAACUGACGAUCUCAGCUCUCCAGCUAUGAAGAUGGCUCACAUUCCAGAGAGUGCAGAGCUUCACUUUGGAGAGGAUAAAUCAAAGGGUGUUAAAUCACGUUACCCAAUAAUUUCAGUGAAGAACGUGACAAUAUUUCCUGGAGUUCCACAUCUGCUUGAGAGAGCCUUUGCAUUACUGGGAGAGAAACUAUUCCACAGGCCUGGCAUGGGUUUCAAAGUCCAUCGUGUGUUCCUUACUGCUGAUGAAGUCAACAUUGCAACAUAUUUAAAUGACACUGUUGCCAAAUAUCCAUCUGUGUCUUUUGGCUCAUAUCCCAAGUUAUUUCAUAGUUAUUACAAAACUAAGAUUACUAUGGAGUCACUGGAUGAGGAAAUAUUACAGGAGGCUGAACAGUAUUUCAAAAGCCAACUUGAAGAAGGAACAGUGAUUGACUACAAGGAAGACACUGUCACUUCACCUUGGGACUACAUUGAUAAUCUUUCUGUUCUAAAUCCUUCACUGGAAACUCCACUUCAAGAAGCACUGGAUAUCUUAAACCAAUGUUUUGACAGAUACAGCCCUGAGGAAAUCUGCAUUUGUUAUAAUGGUGGGAAAGAUUGUCUAGUUGUACUACACUUGGCAUAUGCUAUAAUGCAGAAGAAACAUCCCAAGAACAAGCUUCAAGCUGUUUAUAUAACUGAACCCAAAGCUUUUCCACAAGUCACAGAAUUUGUACAACAUUCUGUAAAUAGGUAUGACUUGGAUUGUGAUAUUAUACCAGGGCCCAUGAAGGCAGCUUUAGCAAAGGUUCUGGAAAAUAGACCAAAGAUCAAAGCAAUGAUUAUGGGUACUCGUCGUAGUGAUCCAUACUCUGAUGAGUUAGAUUUUUUCUCUCCAACGGAUGAUGAUUGGCCAGCUAUGAUGCGGGUUAAUCCUAUUCUCAAUUGGAAAUAUAGUAAUGUAUGGGAUUUAAUUCGAGGCCUUUAUCUUCCUUACUGUCCUUUGUAUGACAGAGGGUAUACAUCUCUAGGAAGCCAAGACAACACACUACCCAAUCCUCUAUUGGAGACAAGAGAUCGCAUUGGUCAGGUUGUCUACCUUCCUGCAUACACUCUGAAAGAAGAGGACAUGGAACGUAAAGGUCGCAUCUCCAGUAAACACUGAAAAAUUUAGCAUGAUGAUAUUAGUAUUUGUAUUUUCACAUGAAAUUUUUGUCUAUGACUGUUACCUGACAUUAAAUUUCUCUAUAAAUAUUUCUACCAUUUAAGAUUUAUAUGAAUUUAGAGUGGACUUGGCUUCUUUUUUCCUCUUGUGAUUAUUAUUAUUAAUAUUAUUAUUAUUGUUAUUAUUAUUAUUAUUAUUAUUAUUAUUAUUUAUGUACUUUUUAAUCUCCUUUCAUUCUUCCCACUUUUUAUUAUUAUAUAUUCCAAUUUCUAUUUCAAGGCUACCUAUCAGGCACACUGAUAAAAGAUAGUUGCUUUGUACCUGAAACCUAGAAAACAUCCAGUUAAAUGGCAUGUAUAUCUUUAAAAUAUGCAAAACCCAUUUUAUUCAUAGAAGUGUGACAACCCAUUCUGUCUCUUCCAAACCAAUUUUCUGAAUUCAGUUGGUGGCUGUUUAUAGUAUAGGGAUUUCAUAAAGGAAGUAAAUCAGUCAUGCUGUAAAAAGUAAAAAGAGCAUUAUUAUGGAACCUUUAUGAGAUAAUAGAUAUAAAUUAAUGCUUGUCAUAGAACCUCCAAAAAAUUACAGACAUAAAUUAAGGCUCCAAUUUGUGUUUUACUUUUAGUCUUACUCAAUCUGAAAAAGUUAACAUUGCAUAUAUAACAUAUAUGGUCAUUGUUGAUGUUAUUUUGAAUAGGAAAUAUAUCUUUGGAUUUUACAGUUAUAAAGACUUAUUUAAAGACCAUUUCUUAAUGCAAGAUUAAAUUAUAUCAUUUCACUUAGUCUAUAUGAUUCAUAGCAUUUCAACAUUUACAAAUUUAUUGUGACAUAUUAUGAAAUGUCUUCAAAUUUUAUAAUUGUACUGUCAUUUAAUUACCAUUUCUUAAUUCUUUUCCUUGACUUCAGUCAUUUUAUAAUUGUUUUAUGCCAAGUUGAAUAUCAGAAGAAAAUAGACACUUUUGACAUGUAAUAAUUACUUACAUGUAAAGUCAGUAGCUACCUCUAGAUUUUGAUUGAGCUAUGAGAUUUUAUCAUUUUCCUUUAACUUAGCCCCUGCUAUUAAUUUCUCACAUCCAAACAUGUUAUUAAGUAGAGAUUAUAUAUGAAUUUAAUUUGUUAUAGUAACAUAUUUUUGUAACAAAUAAUCUUAUCAAUGUUAUUUUUUACAAGCAGAAAUAUUUUUAUAUUAUUUAAGAAAAGGGAGUCACGAAAUUAUUUCCCACUGUACUUAUGUUGCUUUUAAGUAAACUCAGGAGAAGUAGUGUGGUAUCUAAGGGCACUUGUUUAUGUUACCUCACUGUGUGCACAAGGUAAUUCUUUGGGUGUGUUAUUGGUGUAUAUAUUGUAGAGCUACAGUAUUGGUUAUUCUGAAAUUUAGUGUAUCAUUCAUAUGUGUCUUUUUCACAUACAAUGCAUGAAUAAAUACAUUAUAUAUCUGUAGUUGUUAAUAAGCUCUGGAGUAUCAGUAUUUACAACUGAUUAAUACUUCAUGUUUGUAAGUAGGGUUUAUAUUUCGGAUUUCUAGAAUAAACAAGGCAUGUCCUUUGAGAUUACAUAACCCAUCUACUUACACAAGACUCUUGUAUUGGUGUCUUAAAAUUUGGCCAGUGGCCAGUAAAGCAGUUUUGUUGGUGUGCAUUGGCAGUUCCCCUUUUACACGUAGCUUAAUCAGUACAUCAAGUACAACAUUAAGCACCUAAUAGCUUGUAGCAGUUUUAUAAAGAAAAGUCUAAAAUGAUAAAAAUGAAGGUUUCCCUUCACUAAGUACCUGUAUCCAAUAGGUACACUAAACAAAUGAUGUGCUGAUUUCAGAGAAAGACAAUUUCCCUCUGAUGAGCUGGUGGUACCAGUUAUGUCGUUAUACAGUGCCAUCCAUGAGUUGGUCCACCACAGCCAUUGCAUGAUUUCUUGCCAUCCAUGACCUAAGGGUUAAGACUUCUGUUUUUGUUUUGUUUUGUUUUGUUUUUUAAGGAAAAAUCUUGAUAAUGAAAGAUUGAGUUUAAAAAAAACAGUUUAGUAUUUUAUUAUUAUCAUAAUAUAAAGAUGUAAAAAAUGUCAAGUAAAUUGCAAAUGCAUGGUUACCUGUUGUAGAAAUUUCAAAAUCUUUUUGUAUUGUACUUAAUUCACAAUAAAUUUCCAUUUUUUGUAAGUACCAGCCAUGUAAAAAGUGCCUUAAAACCUUCAGUAGAUUACAUGUUCUAGCAUGUUUCCUUAAGAGAAAUGAUGCUAGUAUAGUCUCUGUUGGAAGUGAUGCUAUCACAAGCAAUAACCUACUUUGCACAAGUGAUGUAGGAAUAUACUGACAAUGUAAACUGAUGACACUUUGUAAUGUCUGUGUAGUUUGCUUCAGCAUUAUACAUGUAGCACAGGGAUGAUUUAACCAAAUCAAAAUAUUUCUUUAAUUCUAUAGCAUACAUGUAAAGCUAAUAUAGCAUACAUGUAAAGCUAAUUGCAAAGCUAAAAAUUAAGAUAAAACAAGUUGAUGAUUUGGUUAUUUAUAACAUUUAAAUACUCAUAUAUACAAUGUUCAAACUAGAUUUUUUUCAUGUAUAAAUGUUCUGAGAUAUUUUGUUCAAUAUAUACUUUCUUCAUCUCAUAUAUGACCUAGUUCAUGUUUCACACCAACUUGUGACUGGAGAUACUGUAGCAGAUAUUUUAAAGUUCAAUCUAAUUUCUGCAUUCUUAAAUUUGUUUCAUUAACUCAACCACCACAGAUUUAUGUUCUCACCCCUAUAGUUUUUCGUGAAUUUUAUUACAUAUAGAUGGCUCCACAUGUGCUCUGCUGGCAAGGAGUCUAUCAGUAGGCCUUAGUGACCGAUCCUGAUUUCCCCUUUCCUUGAGUUAGUGGGAAAAUGUGUUUUUCUUUUUAAUACAUUUGAUAUUGAUACUGUUGGUAUUGUUAUUGAUGUUAUGAUUAUUGAAUUAUUAAAGUCUUGGUAACCUUUAAGACAAUGAAAUAAGACAGAAGACCUUUUCCAAAAGUCAAGGAAAAAGGUAAACAGGUGAGAUAGGUCGGACUAAUAACUGACUCUGUGUAAAUACAAUAAAUAAACUUAUAUUAUAGUGAGCAUGGCAUGUAUUCUUGCCAUCCGUGCCUUUUGGGUUAAGAUGAAUAAUUGAGAUUUGGGUAGUUUCCGAUAACUGGAUACAUUAAACAAAACAGCAGCACCUUUUUUUAAGAAUGAAUCAGUCUGAACUAUGCAUUUUAUAUAAUAGUAAUCUGUCUCUAGCUCCAGGGGUUAUGAAUAUUAUGAACAUGUAAAGCAUUAAACUACUUGAUGUGGUACUGAUGUGUAAGCAGUUAACCUUCUGCUCCAGUCCUGGUCCUACUGUCAUACAAAUAUGAGUUACGCAUUUCAUCCCUGCAAAUAUUCAAUUUUGAAUUUACCUUUUUUACCACUUGAAUAAUAAUUGAUUCAUAAGGUAACUCUAGUCAGUGACCUUAUUAAUAAAAAUUGCAUCAUGCUUACUUAGUGUUACUGAUCUCAUAAUAUAAGUAUCAUGAUCUUUGUAUCAAUAGCCUCACUCAUCAACAUGAGAAUGGCAUGUAACACAGGUGUUUUGAUUUCUUGCUCUCCAAUACUGAAAAUUUUGAAGGGUAAAAGAAAUACACAUUCUCAGCUUCA